AUGCCUUUUUCCUCUGAGCAAUUCACUACUAAGUUAAAUACGUUGGAAGAUUCCCAAGAAUCUAUUUCCAGUGCUUCAAAGUGGUUGCUUCUACAGUAUAGAGAUGCUCCCAAAGUGGCAGAAACAUGGAAAGAAUAUAUGUUACGUCCUAGCGUAAACACAAGAAGGAAGUUGUUGGGCCUUUAUUUAAUGAACCAUGUUGUUCAACAGGCUAAAGGCCAAAAAAUUAUUCAAUUCCAAGAUUCCUUUGGAAGGGUGGCAGCAGAAGUGUUGGGAAGGAUUAAUCAAGAGUUUCCGAGGGAUCUGAAAAAAAAGCUAUCAAGAGUUGUGAAUAUCCUAAAAGAAAGAAACAUUUUUUCCAAGCAGGUAGUCAAUGAUAUAGAAAGAGGCCUUAAAACCGAGAGCUCACCAGUCGAAGCAUUAGUGUUACCCCAGAAACUGAAAGAUUUUGCUAAGGACUAUGAAAAAUUAGCGAAAAUGCAUCAUAACGUUUGCGCUAUGAAAAUCAGAUUUGACAAAUCAUCAGAUGAAUUGGAUCCAUCCAGCUCAGUUUACGAGGAAAAUUUUAAGACGAUAAGUAAGAUCGGGAAUAUGGCCAAAGAUAUAAUAAAUGAAUCAAUUCUCAAAAGAGAAAGCGGUAUUCAAAAACUGCAAAGCACGCUGGAUGAUGAAAAAAGGCAUCUAGAUGAGGAACAGAAUAUGCUAAGUGAAAUAGAAUUUGUUUUAUCUGCUAAAGACCCAUCCAGGCUAAAUAAUAACGUUGAUGAAGACAAUAUUAUUCCCACAUAUGAAGUGGGUGAUGGAGACGACGAUGACGACGAUGAAGAAGAUAAUGGCAACAAUAACGACGAUGAUGAUGAUGAUGAUGACCAUGACAAAAAUUACGACAAUGGAUCCAAUGAUAACAGUUUUGGAGUUGGUAAUAUUAACACAAUAGAGCAGAAGAAUGAAGUUAUAGACGAAACGAAUAGCGAACACAAAAACUCUACAGAAAAUUCUGGUGACAUCCAAUUUGGCAUAAAACGACCACAUGAUAUGAUAGCCCAUGAUGACGCUAAUUACAUACCGGAGAAAAAGGUUCAUCUUGAUUCGAAGACAAGUGAAGAUGGUACUUCCAACAGUGAGGAUGGCCACUAUGAGUUAGAUAUGGAAGGCCAUGUUGGCGCACAAACUGACGAAGGUGUUGAGAAUUCCGGGGGGGUUUCUUCUAGUAUACAAGACUUGUUAAGUAAACUUGCGAAUUAA
Molecule: messenger RNA, 1245 nt
Organism: Saccharomyces paradoxus
Lineage: Eukaryota; Fungi; Ascomycota; Saccharomycetes; Saccharomycetales; Saccharomycetaceae
Gene: RTT103
Product: Rtt103p
Exons: 1
Coding region: 1-1245 (414 amino acids)
Biological process (GO): mRNA 3'-end processing
Cellular component (GO): RNA polymerase II, holoenzyme
Molecular function (GO): RNA polymerase II C-terminal domain binding
Source: RefSeq, a predicted model, not a curated record